Messenger RNA from Symbiodinium pilosum, 1178 nucleotides. The record is from the annotation of a GenBank genome assembly. NCBI's taxonomy places the organism in Eukaryota, Dinophyceae, Suessiales, Symbiodiniaceae.
GAGGAGGCUUUGCGGGCCUGGCAGCAGUUCGAAGGCUCCGACGAGACUUCGAGGUUACAUUGGUUGAUGCGAAGGAGUUUUUUGAGUUCUCCCCUGGAAUGGUUCGGCCGUACACGCAGCCGAAGCUGUAUGGCAAGUUGGUCCUUGAGUAUCGAAGCGUGUGCAACAAGAUGAAGGUGGCCUGGAUCUGGGGUGCCGCCAAGAAGAUUGACGACAAGGAGGUCGUUGUCCAGCUCAGCAAUACCAGCACAAAGAGCGGCCAGCGGGUGGUGUUACCAUAUGACUACUGCAUCAUCUCAGCGGGGUGCCACUACAGCAGCAACCUCUGGUACGCCUCGAUCCUUGGGAGGGACCGAGAGCGCAGUCUUGAAGGGCGUCAAGAGCGAAUAGAAAUGGAGCAUAAAAAGCUCUCAGAGCUUGCCGCGCGAGGGGCCCACGUCGCGGUCAUUGGUGCUGGCUACGUGGGUGUGGAGUACGCGGCUGAGCUGCGCUACUAUUAUCCCACGCUUCAGAUCAGCCUGGUUGGCAGUCCCAGAGGCGUUUGCCCUUCCAUGUGCCCUGGGGCAAGGAAGUACAUCAAGGGCCAUCUGAAGAAGCACAACAUCACGAUGCUUGCUGGACCAAAAUACUCCGAAGCCAACUCCACGCUGUUCUGGAAAAAGGUGGGGCGAUCGCCACCAGAGCGUGUCUUCAAGAGUGUCGGCAUGCAGCCGCAUUGCGAGUUUCUUCCGUCGGCAUGUCUGAGCAGCAAGGGAUGGGUCAAGGUAACCCCGACGCUACAGGUGGCGCAGCUCGAUGGUGACAGCGAGUCCCUCUUUGCUGGUGGCAAGGUGUUUGCUGUCGGCAACUGUGCCGAUGAUGUUCCAGGCCUCCUGCCGCUGCCGAAGAAUUCGUACCCAGCCGAGGAGAUGGCGGCACAUGCAGUGAGAAACAUUCGCCGCAUGGAGUCGCAGCGGCCGAUGAGAUCUUUCCACUGGGCCUGGCCUUGCAGCGUCUGUGCCACCAGCCUGGGCCCCAAAGACGGUGUCCUCUUGGUGAAUCAGAAGCGGCCAGGAUCUGGAUUCGUUGCCAUGCGCGGGAGAGCGGUCGUUUGGCUAAAGGAGUUCAUUCGCUGGAGCAAGGUGGACGAGUGUCGGAUGGGCACGAUUGGAACACUUAUAUGGCGCUUUGUGCAUUGA